AUGCACCUCAUAGAGAAAGCAGAAGAGGACAAUCGAACGGUCAUCACAGAAUUCAUCCUCCUGGGAUUUGGGAAUCUCCCUGAACUGCAGAUCCUUCUGUUCCUGGUUUUCCUAGUGAUCUACAUUGUGACCACGUCUGGAAACAUCCUAAUCAUUGCGCUAGUUGUGGCUGAUCAGCACCUUCACACCCCCAUGUACUUCUUCCUGGGGAACUUGUCCUGCCUGGAGACCUGCUACACCUCUGCCAUCCUGCCUAGGAUGCUGGCCAGUCUCCUGACUGCAAUGCUAAAACUCUCCUGCAGUGACACGAGCACGAUCACACUGGUUAGUUUCAUACUCACCUCCCUAGACUUGCCUUGCCCAUUUCUAUUAACUGUGACAUCCUAUGUUUGUAUCAUUGCUACUAUCCUGAGAAUCCCUUCCACCACCGGGAGGCAAAAGGCCUUUUCCACCUGCUCCUCUCACCUCAUUGUGGUUACAGUUUUCUAUGGGACCCUAAUAACUGUGUAUCUGCUACCAAAAACCAACAAACAGAUAGCCCUGAACAAAGUGUACUCUGUCUUCUACACAGUCCUGAUUCCCCUGGUCAACCCCCUCAUCUACAGCCUGCGAAACAAAGAGAUGAAGGAGGCCCUGAGGAAAAGUCAUCAGUUAAUAUAUGUUGCUCAAAUGAAUUCAGAUGGAGUCACUGAUCUGUGA
This is a messenger RNA of Caretta caretta (loggerhead turtle), 699 nucleotides long. Its product is annotated as olfactory receptor 8I2. Gene Ontology annotation, biological process: G protein-coupled receptor signaling pathway. Gene Ontology annotation, molecular function: G protein-coupled receptor activity; olfactory receptor activity. Gene Ontology annotation, cellular component: membrane. The record is from RefSeq and is a predicted model, not a curated record. NCBI's taxonomy places the organism in Eukaryota, Metazoa, Chordata, Testudines, Cheloniidae.